Molecule: messenger RNA, 5571 nt
Organism: Brienomyrus brachyistius
Lineage: Eukaryota; Metazoa; Chordata; Actinopteri; Osteoglossiformes; Mormyridae
Product: myocyte-specific enhancer factor 2A-like
Exons: 7
Coding region: 903-2192 (429 amino acids)
Biological process (GO): cell differentiation; heart development; positive regulation of transcription by RNA polymerase II
Molecular function (GO): histone deacetylase binding; DNA-binding transcription factor activity, RNA polymerase II-specific; RNA polymerase II cis-regulatory region sequence-specific DNA binding
Source: RefSeq, a predicted model, not a curated record
AUUUUCUGCAUGCUACAUGUGUGUCGUCCGCUGUCUGAGUGUGUGGUCUGCCUGGGGACCCUCUUGCAGUAUCAUCAUCCAGUCAUAUGGACCUGUUAUUUCUGUGAAACCUGACCUCAGUUGGUGCUGAGGUCCACUCCUGGUAACUGCAUGUUUCCUCGAUGCCUUUUCACUUCAGCCUUAGCCGGUUUUCAGUCGCAGGCAAGUCCCUCUGACUCCAGUCUGUCUCUGAUGGAUACUUUUCUCUCUCUUGGGCCCCAGAAGGAAACCAGCAUGACAACUGAGAAACAUAAUUUACUCCGAAUCAAUAACAGCAGGAUUUAAAUAAUCUACAAGCAUCGCAAUUUCUCCAACACUAACUAAUCCAUUGUUCUGGAGUUUAUUCUCAUGUUUCUGCUUGGAAUUUCCUUGGGAUGAUACAACCAUGACAACCACAAACACUAUCAUUGACAUAGAUGGAUGUGAUCAUAAUUUCUUUUUUUUGUGUAUUAGCAGAGAAUGAAAAUUUCGGAAUGAAAAUGUGAAUGCCUUUCUUACAGUUUGGAUUAACAUUCUUUUGUGACCCGUGUAAUUGCUUUACACAGAAGACAUUUUCGUAUAAAGUCCACCGCUAAUGUGCUUUGGAAAAAAAAGCACCUUGGAAUUAUUUGAAACGGUAAUUAAUUUAGCUGUAACUUUAAAGCAUCAGAAAAGAAAAAGAGAGGAAAAAAACACGAGUGUAUCACUUGAAGUCGUAUUUGCCCAUUUUAGCACUGAAGCAUGUUUAACCUCCGAUUUGCAUGCUACUAUUUUCUGUUGUAUCUAUUUACUGAUGAAGCUACGAUCAGCAACAGUUUUUAUUAAGCAAAGAGUUAUGUUUUCCGUCUGUGGCCGAGAGAGGGGCCUUUAUUCAGAUUAUAAAAAUGGAGGGAGGAAACAACUUGCAGUUCCAGUCGGUUGGGUUCCUGAAUCGAGGUACCUACAUUCAUUCCCUUACCCAAGGAUGUGUCGAGAUGGUCUCCCCAAGCACGUACGGUGAGCAGAACCAGCAGAUCAGCAAGGGUUCCACCUCAAUUCAUCCUGUCUUGGCGCUAAACAAGAAAGAGCACAGAGGCUGCGAUAGCCCGGACCCAGACGCCUCCUAUGUCCUCACCCCCCACACUGAAGAAAAGUAUAAAAAAAUUAAUGAGGAGUUUGAUAAUAUGAUGAGAAAUCAUAAAAUCCCGGCUCCCCUGCCCCAGCAGAGCUUCUCCAUGCACGUGGCCGUACCAGUGAGCAGCCCCAGUGGCCUGCCCUACAGCCCCGGCAGCACCCUGGGGGCCCCCGCCCCCCCGGUCCCUCUCAGCGACGCCGGCAUGCUCUCACCCCCUCCGGGGUCCAUGCACCGCAACAUGGGGUCCCCCGGAGGCCCCCAGCGUCCCCCCAGCACAGGCAGUGCAGGAAACGGCUUUGUCAACCCACGUGGAUCCCCUGGACUCCUGGGCACCCCCAGCGGCAACGGCCUGGGCAAGAGCAUGCCCACGAAGUCCCCCCCCCCACCAGGGGGCAGCUUGGGCAUGAGCAACCGCAAGCCAGAACUGCGCGUAGUCAUCCCCCCCACCAGCAAGGGCAUGAUGCCACCACUGAACCCCCAGAGAAUAAGCAGUUCCCAGGCCACCCAGCCGCUCGCCACCCCAGUGGUGUCUGUCACCACCCCCAGCCUGCCCCCGCAGAGCCUUGUCUAUUCUGCCAUGCCAACUGCCUACAACAGUGAGUACUCCCUGAACAGCGCUGAGCUCUCCUCCAUGCAGGGCUUCACCUCACCCGGGGGCCUCUCUCUAGGCUCUAUGUCGGCAUGGCAACAGCAUCAGCUUGGCCAGGCCGCCCUCAGUUCACUGGUUGGGAGCAGCCACCUAACUCAGGGUGCCAGCCUCUCCAUCAACACCAAUCAGAAUAUCAGCAUCAAGUCGGAGCCCAUAUCUCCUCCCCGCGAGCGCCUGGGCCCCUCAGGCGGAUUCCAGCCACCCGCGCCUGUGUCCGCACGCCAGGAUGUGGGCCGCUCGCCCGUCGACAGCCUCAGCUCAUCCUGCAGCUCAUACGACGGCAGCGACCGCGAGGACCCGCCACGUGCUGAUUUCCACUCCCCCCUGGGCAUGGGGCGGCCGCCAGUGGGGGCGGAGGAGCGGGGCAGCCCCUCCGUCAAGCGCAUGCGGAUGGAUGCCUGGGUUACAUAGAAUCUCCCCAAGCACCAGCUAGUCCACCUCUGAAGGGGGUAUCGCGGGCAGGGGGGCAGCUCUGCUUUUUAUGAUAUUAUUGUUAUUAUGUUAUUUAACUUUAUUUUGUUUUGUAAGUAGAACAAAGGCAAGGUGUUGGAAAACGCGUCCAAUCUGAGUAGGUUUCACAACCAAAAACAAACACGCAAUGGACUCAUGCAUUCGAACAAAAGUGAUCAGGCACCCCGUGCUCACAUACUUAAGCAGUGCAGCAUCUACAGAAGCUGCGACGCAGCAGAGGCAGUCUUAGUCACCGGGCCGGUCCUGGGCCAGAUGGCACUGUGCUCACGCCGGUGCAUCUGCACGUUGUGGUCGCUUCGUAGUCCCAAUACGGGGCUCACGUGUCCAGUCUGGUUACCUCACCUUUUACUAGAUAUCACAUAAUGAAACCUGCAAUGUUAAAAAUUGGAAGAACCGGCAGAGAUGUAUGGUGGCAAUGGGUCAGGUGAGCGGCAGGUGGGAGAGCUGGAACGGGACCGGUACUGCGGUACAAUUUUAUGCUUUCGGGUCUAUUUACCAGAAUUGGCUAAGCUUGUGGAACACACACAAAUUAAUGUUUAAAAGACACACAUAGAAUAAUAUAUUAAUUUAUAAUUGGGAAUUUGACUGAAAUUAUUUAUAUUUAUGUUUACCUGAAGUUUGUAAACUUAAAAAAAUUAUUUGAACCCUGGAUAUUUUGUCAGUGAAAUAUUUUGCCUGGUCACAAUGUUAGUUGUGUAGGAACAGAGCCAGAAUGAAUUAUUUAUGUAAGCCAAAGCUGUACGUUAGUUAUUUUGUUUAGUUUUGGAUUGAUAUUUUCUGGCUAAAACUAGUUUAAUUUGAAAUUGUUUUAGCAUUUUUGCUUUAUUACAAACAACAAUGUAAUGUGUAAGCAAGACCUCAAAUGAAGCCAUGAAUAUUUGCUGUUCUGUUUGUAAAUUCAAAAUUGAGCCAAACUUUACUUUUUGUUGUGUAUAUAGCAACUUUAAUAUAUAUAUAUAUAUCACCUUGGUGUAAGUACUUAUGUAUUGUACCUUCACCAGAUUUAAGAAAAGAAAGUAUAUUUUUGUGGGUUUACCGCCAAGUUUACAAGGCGACAUCCUUUACUCAGUAGAAUAUUCACUGGUUAAUAUUUACUAUUUUGUUAAAUAUGCUGUACUUUCUUCGAAAUUGAAUUAAUAUGGUAAAUAAGCAUUUUUUCUGAGGGUAGUUUCUGGGUCGUUUUCCCUUUAAUGGUGGUGAACAUCUGUCUGUACCAUAGGGUUUGGCUUUCUGCGUUUUUCUGUAAAGGGUGAUUGUAGUGCACAGGAUAGCGGGGAUAGUGCAUAGGGGCUUUUGGAUGAACAACCCCUGUCCGAAAAACUGGCAUCCAGCUGCUUAAUUCCCAGAUUUCACUUUUCUAACACCCAGGGUCAAGCCUCCCCACGGAACAUGGAAGCAUAAAAUAUGAACUUAACAUAUAAGGUAUCCUCUCUUAGUAAAAAACAAAAACAAAAAAAAAAAAAAACUCACUUUUCUGAUGAAUAUGUCUUGCGUGUAGCAGUGAUACUCAUGGAGUGGCACUUUUUACGUAAUCUUUAAAAACAGAUUAGAAAUGCACACAAAUGUGAAUUGAAGACAUCUGGAAAAUCUUGGGUCAGGUUCCUGUGAUUUGGCUCAGUGAAUUUUAAUCUUUUCUUGCAUCCAUCCAUCCAUUCCUCCAUCCAUCAGGUUUCAUUCAUUGUUGGUUUCACAGGGACCCAAAGCCAAACCACAUGUUAUGGGUGGGGGCUGUGCUGUAACACUGCAGAUGUCAUUGGUAUUUAUCGGUAUUGGGUAUGUUUUUAUCGUGCACACGAGGUCACAGGAUCGAUCAGACAGGGGGGUCUCCGCUUGGUGCCGGUUGUGGCCCAUCACAUUUGCUUCUUGCACCCUUUAAAUGCGCGCGUGUAGUUCGCUGCAUGGAAGGGUCCUUCCUUUGCAUUUGCUGUCUAUUUCUUUGUGUGUUCCCUAUGCAUAGGCAACCUCACUCGCCACCCAGUCAAACCAUAGCGCCCAAAAUGAUCUAUGCACUCUGUAUCCCAGUUGGUGUCCACUUUCAGCUUAUUGUACAUUACUCGGUUAAGUGCACCCUUGUCUUGUAUCUCAUCAUACUCACCCUUAUGAGCGAGUCAGUUUCCCAACCACACAGAAUGCGACUGUUACCUGUCACCCUUAAAACGUCACCAAGGUCAUUAAAGGACAGAAAAAAGCUGUCGUCAUCAUCAUCAUCGCACGCCCAACCAACACUAAUCUCUACCUCCGCAUGUUUAACCCGAUGGCCUGAAUCCUUGCACAACCAAUACAUGUUCUGCUGAUUAUUAGGGGGGGAGUGCAGGCAGUGCAGUGCACAGGUUAUACAGCUGCCUGGAACAUGGAAUUCACCAGCGCCUAAUAUUGAACAUGAAAAGUUCUCAUGAUAAACUCGUAUUGCGUCAUGCAUUUUAACUGAACAUGAGAAUAUCUUACAAUUUUAUGCAUUCAAAAGGUUAUUCAUUUAUUAUAAAAGCAGCAAUAAUUGAAACAUUUAUAACAGUAGUUUGAGUAAUGAAUAGUAAGAAGCAGCAUCUAAAUAACACCCAAAGAAAUAUUUAAUGGCUCUCUUUUCAGAAUCAGGUAGCUUACAUCUAGUUUUGUAUAUUUAGAAAUGGAGCCUUGUUCGAAAGAACAAGUGUCGUUUUCAUAAAAAAAAAAAAAAAAAAUUAAAUCUCUGAGCACUUUGUGCUACCGUGGAUAUAUCCCUCCGACUGGGAGCCAACAAUGGACAAGAAGUACUGGUGUUGAUCUCAGGCUGCUCCUCUGCUGUUCCCCAGUGUUUUAAUUCCUAUGUUGUGUGCACACAAGAAAUACAUAGUAAAUUUAAAGAAAGCAUAAUGUGCUGAUACACACUCCUUGGGUCUGUUUGCUGUUAUUGAAACCGAAAGAUGCACUAAACGUGGAAUGUGAACAAUGGUGGGGGGGAGAAGAAGAUGGACAGUUUCACUUUUUGCUGUGCGACAGUACACUGCUUUGCUCUUCGGCUUUUAUAAACAGAAGUGCGCAUCUCGUGUUUGUUUGUAGCUGAUAGUUCCCUUGAGAAGCUGUUUGCGGUUUGGAAACUCAGACCGUUUGGCGGCACAAGCUGGACUUUGUUGCCAUGGAUGAAACAAAAUGUUUCGAGAUCAACAGAGAAUUUUAAGUUAAUCUUGCAUUUUAUUUCCCUGAAUGUGUUGUUUUAUCUUCAUUAUACAAUAAAUAUUCUAGUGAACUUUUUAUUGAAUGACUAAAAUAUUACAAUAGAGAUUGUUGUACAAAUUUGUAUCCUGCAUUCACUAAAGUAAAGAUAUUGGCUUUUACUGUGUAA